AUGUCCCAUCUUUCAACCUCAUUUAUUAUAUCUUUCUUGUAUAUUCCGAAGUCUCUAUGCGUUCACACUAUCAUUUAAACAUUUCUUCAAACACUUUGCCUGCUUUCCCUUUUUGCCAUAUAUGAAGCAACAACUCCCUUCUUUCCCAGAAAAUUCUAGCUUUUUCCGUGAAUUGCUCGAGAAAACUCUCGUUCAGAUGAAUGAUAACGCAUCCAAUAAGCGUCGCAGAAGAAGAAAAGAUACUGUUCCAGAAACCCCCGCCAGCAAUCUGUACAAUAAUACUAGUGGUGGUGGAGGUGAAAAUGAUGAAUUUGGUGGGCUUGAAAAUCAAGGUGGUGGAGCUGUGAAAACAAAGGAGCUGAAAGAGAUAAUAACAUCGUUGUUGUUACUUGAGGAGCAAGAAAAGUCGGAAAAAGAGGAAUUUGUUAAGGAAGAGGAAGAAAAUAAGCUCUUAUUCGAGGCGAAUCACAAGAAAACAACUAAGGUCAUGUGGGAUUAUUAUUCAAACGUUCAGCAGCAUCAAAAUGAUUUAGAACAGUUAGAUGGUGCUCGAAAACGAAAAGGGCGAGGCAAUUCAGCUGCUGCUUGUGCCAUUGCUGCUGCUGCUGCUGAGGAUGAAAUCGUCUCGAGCAGUAAAGGGAAUAGUAAUAGUGAAAAGGGAGGGGCAGGGGCGCCCCAACGGCGGUUAUGGGUGAAGAAUAGAUCAAAAGCUUGGUGGGAUCAAUGUAACAGUGCUGAUUUCCCUGAAGAGGAGUUUAAAAAGGCGUUUCGAAUGGGGAAAGAUACAUUUGAGAUGAUAUGUAAUGAAUUGAGCUCUGUGGUUGCUAAAGAGAAUACUAUGUUAAGAGAUGCUGUGCCUGUGAAGCAGCGUGUCGCGGUUUGUAUAUGGAGAUUGGCCACUGGGGAGCCUCUUAGGUUGGUUUCGAAGAGGUUUGGAUUGGGUAUUUCGACCUGCCAUAAGCUCGUGUUAGAGGUUUGUACCGCGAUUAGGACUGUGUUGAUGCCUAAGUAUCUUCAAUGGCCUGAUGAAGAGAAAAUGAGGAAUGUAAAGGAUGAGUAUGAGGCUAUGUCGGGGAUCCCUAAUGUUGUGGGAUCAAUGUAUACUACUCAUAUACCUAUAAUUGCUCCUAAGAUUAGUGUCGCGGCUUAUUUUAAUAAGAGGCAUACAGAGAGGAAUCAGAAGACAUCGUAUUCAAUUACCGUCCAGGGCGUAGUUGAUCCUAGGGGGGUGUUUACGGAUGUUUGUAUUGGUUGGCCUGGUUCAAUGCCUGAUGAUCAGGUAUUGGAAAAAUCCGCCCUUUUCCAGAGGGCGAAUACAGGGUUAUUGAAUGGUGUUUGGAUUGUUGGCAGUUCUGGAUACCCUUUGAUGGAUUGGGUUUUAGUGCCUUAUACACAGCAGCAUCUGACUUGGACUCAGCAUGCUUUCAAUGAGAAGAUUGGAGAGGUUCAGAGGGUUGCAAAGGAGUCGUUUGUGAGGUUGAAAAGGCGAUGGUCUUGUCUGCAGAAGAGAACAGAGGUGAAACUUCAAGAUUUGCCAGUCGUGCUAGGGGCGUGCUGCGUGUUGCAUAAUAUAUGCGAGAUGAGGAAAGAGGAAAUGGAUCCAGAGCUCAAUUUCGAGCUCAUCGAUGAUGAGAUGGUUCCCGAGAUUCAAUUGAGAUCGACUAAUGCUAGGCUUGCAAGGGAUGCAAUUGCUCAUAAUCUUUUGCACCAUAACCAUGCUGGUACUUCUUUCCUGUCAUGAAAAAGGAGUUAACUUUGAUGUGUUCUUCUUGAUUUAUGUAAUUCUUUAAAGUUAUUACAUUUUACAUUUGUUUUUCUUAAAGUUGUAUCAUAUUUAUUCCAUCAAAGUUAGUCAAGGGGAUAGUCUAAUCUUCCCUUUGUGCAAAGUGAUGAAAAUGUUGUUUUCUAGGCCAUAGACAUAUACUGAUAUUGCAGACAAACAUUGUAUUUCAUACUUGAAUUAGCGAUUGAUAGAAGAAAUUGACUUCUGGCGAAAUACAAAUUCUUUCUUAACCAA
Molecule: messenger RNA, 2017 nt
Organism: Nicotiana attenuata
Lineage: Eukaryota; Viridiplantae; Streptophyta; Magnoliopsida; Solanales; Solanaceae
Exons: 1
Coding region: 122-1741 (539 amino acids)
Source: RefSeq, a predicted model, not a curated record